Amoebophrya sp. A25 is the source of this 628-nucleotide messenger RNA. Lineage: Eukaryota; Dinophyceae; Syndiniales; Amoebophryaceae. The record is from the annotation of a GenBank genome assembly.
AGUCAUGAAAGUUUGCAGGUAGCUGAACUUCUCAGAAACCAGAGGGGUCUUUGCUGAAGACUCUUAUAAUUCUGUUUGUCGAGCUUGGUUUGUAAUCGUUCAGUUGAGCUUUUGUCCAUAAAACCGAUUUCCACAUAUAAGAUGGUGACUCCUCAUUCGCGGCCGACAGCCUCGCUGUCACCUGGUUCGGAGUUGUGCCUCGUUCUCUCGGCGUUAUUUCUGUGCAUCAUGACGAUUCAUCUCCUUUGGUUGUCACGUCUGGUGAUGCGUUGCCUUGUCGAACACAUGAAGGAAUGUAGGCUCAUUUUGUGUCGUCUGGACGACCAGACUGGGGAUAUAAAGUCUUGUCUUGAUGACCCUGUCGAAUACAGGAAAAUUGUGAAUGGAAUGUAGCUGAUCUGGUUUCUUUCACUUUAUUGGUGGUUCUCAGAGCAGACCUUUGUUGGAAAAAUUUUCAUCCCAUCCUUCGCACUUCAAUACAUCUGCUCUUUGAUGGUAAUUGGAAACGAAUAAUAGAGAACUAAAGUGCCUCUGGCUGCUAAUUUCUUUUUAACUACAGGAAGUGAAGACUUCGGCCACCUCUGGUCAGAGCAGAAGUCACAUUCUUCAUUGCCGGGUUAUGUGUGAU